Notolabrus celidotus (New Zealand spotty) is the source of this 1543-nucleotide messenger RNA. It is a transcript of the gene tmem54a, whose product is annotated as transmembrane protein 54a. The record is from RefSeq and is a predicted model, not a curated record. NCBI's taxonomy places the organism in Eukaryota, Metazoa, Chordata, Actinopteri, Labriformes, Labridae. The transcript is spliced from 6 exons. Bases 281 to 1021 code for a protein of 246 amino acids.
AGUGCUGGCAAGUUAGUGUAACUGACAGCUGAUGGGUAAAUAUAUCUGUUUCCUUCAAAUAUCUAACACUCUACCUCCUCCAGAGAAAAUAUCCUGUGGCUGCCGUCCAUGGAGGCGGGGUUUAUCCACUGAAAGGCGGGGAGUCACGUCUGUUGUCCGCAGGUGAGCGUCUGUCGAGGAAGAAAACGACGUAUGAGAAGUAGAGCGCUGAAAAAACCUUCAAACAUGACUCUAACAUAAGUCGUACACGAACUGGAUUCUUAAGGACAUAAAAUCGACCAUGGUGAAUUUAGGAGUAUGCUGUGCCAGCCUCAAGGACAACAAGACCCUGAUGAAGAUGGGGCUGGGGCUGGUGCUGGUGGGCCAUGUCAACUUCCUUCUUGGAGCACUUGUGCAUGGCGCUGUGCUCAGGCACAUCAACCUGCACUCUCAGGCUAGAACCAUGGUGUACGCCAUCUCUAAUGUCAUUGCCAUCGUGGCUGGCUUAGUGGGAAUCAUCAGUGGAAUAACGGCUAUUGUCCUAUCCAAAAACAAGAAAAACAGGAUCCUGCAGUGGGUCCUGUUGGUCAUCAGCUUCAUUGCGGGUCUUCUGGCAGUUGCCUCCAUCCUUGGCUUGUCAGUUUCUAUGGUGAAAGCCAUUAUGCACAAAGGACGGAGCCUGCUAACGCACUGCACUUUCACUGAUAUAGAUGCUGGCUCCUCUUCCAGCAUCACUUACGAAUGCCCCUUUGACCCCACUCGCAUUUAUGGGACAACAAUCAUUCUGUGGGUGCCUCUCAUCUUGAUGUGUUUGGUGGAAACAGUGUUCUCUUUCCGCUGCUUCGCUGCCUGUACUUCAUACCUCUACCUCUGUCCUUGCAGGAAGAGGCCGAUCAUGGCCAAAAGGGUGCGCAUCCAAAGAGCUUAUCCUCCAGCCUCACCUCCAGCAAGAGCUCCAUCACCAGAUGUUGAAGCAGAGCCUGCUGAGCAGGAUGAACUGCUGGACUCCGGGACUGCCGUGGAGCAGAGUGAAUGGCUCUGAUGCAGAUAAACCUAAUAAGAUAGGUUGAAAACUGCUGGGCUCAAUUUUAUAAAAGGCACUGUCAAUUGUGAAGUUGUAUUCUGUUAUGCAUUUAUUGUCUGAAAGCGACAUUUGACUUUACCAGCAAAAGCAACUGCAUUUUAAUCCCCUUCUUAUCAAGAGGGGGGACUUUUUGUAAAACAAUAUUGCUGUUGGUUUGGUCCCAAAGUAUGCAAUUUUCUGUGUGUACACUGUUAUUGUCUUGAAAAUACUGUUAGCUGUUACACUUGUCUUGGUAUUAAAAUGGUUUGCUUUUUAAAAUGUGAAACUUCUUCCUGAGACCGAAAGUAACUGUUUGUAGUCUUACUUUGGAAAUCCAAUAACGUUAUAGAAAAAAAGCUUUGUAAAUUCUUAAGGGCAAUUUUUUUUAUUGGUUUUGAGAGUGUGUUCAACACACCAGGGUCAGAUUUAUAGGACAUUUGCAAGCUCUGUUGUGAAACACUAUUACUCAUGUCUCAGAAUAUAAAUAUAUACAACAAAUGA